UUGUUCUUGCUUUUCUGUCUCUUAGACGUUCGCUAACUGUCUUGCAGAAUGCGACUGUUGCUGUUGUCAAGAUGUCUAGGCGUAAAUCUUUUGAAACGCAAGGUUCAAUCCCGUAUACAUAGACUAGUCUGAUUAGAAUGCCAGACGUCCCGUGGGCGAGAGGUAAAGUGGAAAAGGAAAAGGUUCGAACCUUUGGCACGCGCUUCGCUUUUACCCGGGUGGAGAUGCACCUCUCUCGUGCAUUGUGUUCCACUUGCAUAGUUGAGGAGCUCAUGGACAACCACGGUAAACUUAGCCAACUACAUCUCCCCCACAGACUCCGAACAAGCAACACAACAAGAAGUUGACAGCAAAGAUCUGCAAUCAACAGAAACAAAACAAACUCCAACUUGCGUCUGUCGGGUAGAACAUGUCACUGGUUCACUGUACAACAGGGACAACUUCUAAAAUGACAAACGUGGCACUGAAAUAACACUGUUAUCACUAACUUGUGCCUGUGUAGGGUUGGGUUCAUUACAACCCUUAUUCCGUACUUAGGCCCUAUGUGUUGUCAUCGGCUGUGGGUUUCCUGGUGGUUUCCAGUGCUGGCCCAAGUCCUUGACACCAUCUACUCCAGCUCCUCAGAGGACUUCAGUGCCUCCCUCUGCUCUCGGUGUAUCACGCUCUUAGGGGUGUUUCUCUGUGGGGGCGUUGCCAAUGCAGCUCGUGUCUACCUCAUGCAAAUCUCAGGUUUCUUUGAUAAGACCCGUACCGGGGAGCUCAUUAACCGCCUGUCUGCCAACACGGCUGUCAUCGGGCACUCCCUCACUGACAACCUCUCCGGCGGGCUCCUCGCGCAGGCAGCAGCUGGGAUCAGCAUGGUGGUGAGAAACAGGUACGGCUUUCCUCGGGUGGACACUACACAACUUUUGAAAUCCUAACAUCGCUGAGCCUCUCACAUUAAAUAACCAUCUGUAGUUGUUUGUCUUUGUCUUGCCAACAUUGUAGCGCACACACUAAAAUAGUGAUGAGCUAUGGCUCAAAGCAGCCUUGUAAACGUUCAGUCAGACAUUCACUCUUGCCAUACUGAGUUGAAUUGAAUAACAUUCAUUGUGAACUUCAGACCUGUAACGAUUUGACACUUUCGCUUUGGUUACAUGCAAGUACAAACGCAUACUAUUAGUAGCUAUUGCUCCUGCUCGACAGUACACAUUAUGUGAUGCAAAAAGUAAUCUCACUGAGCUCUCAUUUGCCAUUGCUGAUCACCGCUCUCAAAACGUGUUGUUGUACAUCUCACACUACAAGAGCAUUGACGAUUUUGUGCAGAUAAAAUCAAAUAUAUUUGAAAAUAUUGGGACGUCUGUGACUACUAGAGAUCGGUAGCCCCCAUGUUGCGUCUUUGACCUGCAAACAUUAAACGAGUGUAGGUGACGGCCCCGUGCCUACUCAAACGCAUCUCGAAAACUUGUCUAGAACCGCUAAAUUAUGGCCAAAAUCGUGUCAUGUACACCCGACUUAAACGGCUCCAUUGCUCUGGUUACUCUACGUAGAUUGUUGACUCUGUUUUGAUCAAAGUUCUUUGUCACAACGAGGAAAUUAAAAUUUAGCAAGUCACUUGAGUUUCUUCCUUGUUUACUGUAUUCGUAGGACUUCGUUUCGUAAAGCAAAAUAUCCAUUACAAAUUAUUAUACUAAAUAUAGUCAAGUUGAAUACAUUGAUAAAUAUGUUCACACGUCCUUUUUAGUCAUUAGUGUAUUUACUGGUUCAAAAGGUAACGGAGAAAGCUUAAAAGACUCGAGCUGAAUUGCCUCCUCGCGUUUCUUGGCCUCUCCUUCCCUCUCUGCCAACAGUUUUAUGUGUC
Messenger RNA from Oncorhynchus masou masou (cherry salmon), 1840 nucleotides. Its product is annotated as ATP-binding cassette sub-family B member 10, mitochondrial-like. Gene Ontology annotation, molecular function: ATP binding. The record is from RefSeq and is a predicted model, not a curated record. Lineage: Eukaryota; Metazoa; Chordata; Actinopteri; Salmoniformes; Salmonidae. The transcript has 4 exons. Gene Ontology annotation, cellular component: membrane. Bases 543 to 920 code for a protein of 125 amino acids.